Molecule: messenger RNA, 455 nt
Organism: Funneliformis mosseae
Lineage: Eukaryota; Fungi; Glomeromycota; Glomeromycetes; Glomerales; Glomeraceae
Source: the annotation of a GenBank genome assembly
UUGAUCCUUUCUAUGGAAAAGAUAGUGAAGACGCUCAAGAAUGGAUUGAAAUGUUCUUAAAAGUAAAAGAAACUAAUGGAUGGCCAGACAAUAGAAGAGUAGCAAUUGCAACAGAAAUGUUAAAGAAAGAAGCAGCUGAUUGGUAUAAUCUAGUAAACACUACGAUUAACAGAUGGGACAGAGAUGCAAACACAGGAUUUAGAGAAAGAUUCUUAGCAUGCUUUUCAUCACAAGAAAAAUUACAUAGAUGGCAAUAUGAACUAAUGAAUCUGAAACAAAUAAAUAAAAAGGUUGAAACUUAUGCAUCAAGAUUUAAGAAGUUAGCAAAUAGAGUAGAUGCAGGAGGAAUUCCAGAUGCCUUUAAAGUACGAAUGUUCUUAAGUGGAUUAAAUAAGGAAUUGGCAACCUUAGUUGCAAUUCAAAACUCAGCUAAUUUAGAUGCCGCUAUUACUUAG